GUUGCCGGUGCUCCCAUGGAAAAAUCCAAAAAUUUCCGCAUCGACGCGCUGCUGGCUGUCGACCCCCCCAAGGCGGCGGCGGUGGCGGCGCAGAGCGCACCGCUCGCCCUCGUCGCCUCCUCGCUGGGUGGCAGCGCGGCGCGCGGCUCCAGCAGCUCCAGCAGCUCCAGCGGCAGCCCCCCGGCUUCCUCCUCUUCUUCUUCCUCCUCCUCUUCCUCCUCCGAGCAGCAGCAGCCGGCAGCCGGCCCCGCCGACCGCCUCCGCGCCGACAGCCCCUCGCCGCCGCCGCGCAUCCUGGCAGCCCACUGCGCCCUGGUGCCCAAGGGGGGAUUUUUGGCUUCUACCAGCGGUCACCCCCCGCACCACGCCGGGAUGGCCCUGGGACUGCACCCCGCGGCCCCCGGGGGGCCCGGCAUGCCCCCGCAGGCGGCCCUAUACGGGCACCCCAUGUAUGGGUACUCGGCGCUGGGCGGGCAGCACCCGGCUCUGUCCUAUUCCUACUCGCAAGUGCAAGGGGCGCAUCCUUCUCACCCCGCCGCCGACCCCAUCAAGCUGAGCGCGGGCACCUUCCAGCUGGACCAGUGGCUGCGGGCAUCCACGGCCGGCAUGAUCCUGCCCAAAAUGCCCGAUUUUAACUCCCAGGCUCAGUCCAACCUGCUGGGGAAGUGCCGCCGGCCCCGCACGGCUUUCACCAGCCAGCAGCUGCUGGAGCUGGAGCACCAGUUCAAGCUGAACAAAUACCUCUCCCGGCCCAAGCGCUUCGAGGUGGCCACGUCGCUGAUGCUCACCGAGACGCAGGUGAAGAUUUGGUUCCAGAACCGGCGCAUGAAGUGGAAGCGGAGUAAGAAGGCGAAGGAGCAGGCGGCGCAGGAAGCCGAGAAGCAGAAGGGGGGAGGCGAGGACAAGGCGGACGAGGAGCUGCUGCUGCCCGCCCCCGACAAGAGCGGCGGGCGGCGGCUGCGGGAGCUGCCCGACAGCGAGCCCGACGACGACGAGGAGGAAGAGGAGGAGGAAGAAGCCGGCAGGUGCUGCCCCUACCACUCCUCCGACUGCUCCGAGGCGGAGGAGGAGGACUCGCAGCCCCGGGGCCGGCACGGAGCCCCCACGCUGGCCCCCACCCAGCCCCAGUGAGACCCCGGCCCCAGCUCCCCGCCCGCCCCGUCGGGGCCGCCCCCCCCUCCACCCCCCCAAGACCCCCCCUUUAUUCCGUUUUCUCCCCCCUUGGAGGGGGAUGGAGAAGAGGAUCUCCCGUGUGCCGGGAAGGGGACAGAAGAUUUGAGGUGACCACAGUGUUAUUAUUGACUGAAAAGCAGACGAAACUUGACCCCCCCCGCCCCCCGGUCCCAACCCUCCGUUCGCUGAGUCUUGGAAAUGAUUUUGUUCUGACUAUAUAGCGGGAAAACUGCUUAUGUCCUGAACGUUAAAACUGCUGGAAAUCUCGAUACCGUCUUUAUUUUUGUAUAUCGUAUUUAUAAAAAAUAAUAAUAAUAAUAAUUACCUCUACUUAUGCAUGCUAAAUUAUUACCCCCACCCCCGCCCU
Messenger RNA from Oxyura jamaicensis (ruddy duck), 1540 nucleotides. It is a transcript of the gene MNX1, whose product is annotated as motor neuron and pancreas homeobox 1. The record is from RefSeq and is a predicted model, not a curated record. NCBI's taxonomy places the organism in Eukaryota, Metazoa, Chordata, Aves, Anseriformes, Anatidae. The transcript has 3 exons. Gene Ontology annotation, cellular component: nucleus. The coding region runs from base 16 to 1131 and encodes 371 amino acids. Gene Ontology annotation, biological process: regulation of DNA-templated transcription; central nervous system development; endocrine pancreas development. Gene Ontology annotation, molecular function: sequence-specific double-stranded DNA binding; DNA-binding transcription factor activity, RNA polymerase II-specific.